Molecule: messenger RNA, 4396 nt
Organism: Blepharisma stoltei
Lineage: Eukaryota; Ciliophora; Heterotrichea; Heterotrichida; Blepharismidae
Source: the annotation of a GenBank genome assembly
AUGAGGGCUUUAAGGGCACCAGCCACCUUGUUUCCGCUUCCUAUUAUUCUUGCAUGAGCAUCUUUUAAGGUCCUUAGAGGUAAUUUUGCUAGAACAUUUUUAAGCUUUUGUGCAUUUAGACUGUCAAGUAUUUCUCCAUUCUUGCAUUUUGUGACAUUAUCCUUAAGUUUUUGGAAUGCAUCACGUGGAAGUCUUUCAGCCUUGUUUAUAAGUGAUUUAAGUGCUCCAUUCACUUUAUUGCCUCCUCCAAUAAUUCUUGAAAAAGCGUCUUUUUCAGUUCUGAUAGGAAUCUUAUCAAGGGCAUUUUUCAGUUUUGCUGACUUGAGAUUAUCAAGCACUUUUCCGCUCUUGCAUUUAGCAACAUUAUCCUUUAGUUUUUAUAUACAUAAAAAUGGUGACAACAGACCACCCGACCUCUCGACCCUAUUUCUUCAACACCAGCAGGCAAACGGCCCAGUGAUGGAGAUUUAGGUGGAAAGGGGCCGGUAAUCCUUUAUGUAUGUUCGGGCUGGGUUUUCUUCGAGCCCGAGGAGCUAAUCCUCGGACUUGGAGUUUUUCCUCCAGGACAACCAUUGGAAAGGGCAAGGUCGGCCAAUGUUUGAAGGCAAUAUGACCUUCAGACCCAGAAGACGGUAUUUGCCCAACGAGAAACUGGGAGUUUCGACCCAGGUGGUUGGCCCUUAGACUCCAGAAGCCAUGGAAGUCAAGACUGGUGGUGCGAAUCCCUUGUUUGAGGCAACAAGGAGGGUGUCCGCCGAGGCUCCUCAGGGCGAUGAGCGUGUAGGGGUGCGAAUCCCCGGCCCUGCAAGGCAAACGGCUUAAUCUAAUCUAAUCUAAUCUAAUCUAAUCCUUUAGUUUUUGGAAAGCGUCACGUGGCAAAUUUUUAGCGUUGUGGAUUAAUCCUUUAAGAGCGCCUGCUACUUUGUCUCCUCCACCGAUUAUUCUUGCCAAAGCAUCUUUUUCAGUCCUGAUUGGAACUUUAGCAAGGGCAUCCUUUAGUUUUGCAGCUUUAAGGUUGUCAAGAGUUUCGCCAUUCUUGCAUUUGGUGACAUUAUCUUUGAGUUUUUGGAAAGCGUCACGUGGUAAAUUCUUGGCAUUGUGAAUCAAUCCUUUGAGAGCUCCUGCGACUUUGUCACCUCCACCGACAAUUCUUGCCAAAGCAUCUUUUUCAGUCCUGACUGGGACUUUAGCAAGUGCGUUCUUAAGUUUGGCGGCUUUAAGGUUGUCUAGUGUUUCACCGUUCUUGCAUAAUUAAAAUAUGGCGUCUUCGUCUGGGCAUGGCCUCCGGCCAUGCAGCCUCGACUCAUAUUUUAAUUAUAAUCCGGCAAGGUUUUGCCAUUUCAGAGAUGGACGGCAAUGCUAGGUAAGCAAUUCUGGUGGAGUACAGAGCCUAGCCCUAGUCUACUCUCAGAGAUGGUUUUUUUUUCCUCGUGGGGAAGGAAGCACGGCAGUUGGAAAGGGGAAGCCCAGCAGAGUCCACACGACCCAUCGGGCAACUCCCUAGCGUGAAACUGGGCGUUACGUCCCAGGCUACGUAUUUCUCCUUUUUGCCGAAAGCCUACCAGAAAAUCCAUUUUUUGGGUUUUCGGAAUGGCAACCCAUGUCACAAGCAAGUAGUUCAUUCAUGAGCCGUCGAAGCUGGCAACACUUGCCCCUAGGCGCACCUUUGGUGAACGAAGCGGACCGGCCCAGAGGUCUGUGGGCCCGAUGCGACGAAAGGCGAGCGGAGGUCGGGCUUAGCCAACCCCGUAGUGGACGUUAAGCGUUAUAGUUAGUAAGUUAGCUCCCCCCCAUCCUUGAUCGAACGACUCGCCAUUGUUCGAUCAAGGAUGGGGGUUAAAAAAAUGUUUUUGGGAAAAAAAUUUUAUAUAUAAAAUAAAAAAAUAUAUAUAUAUAUUUUUUUUAUUGACUUUUAAAUAAGAGGGUUAAGGGUAUUUAUAAUUAUUUUUUACAGCAAAAAAUUGAAUUAAUUUUCAUAAAAAUACCAAUUUUUAAUAUUUUGAUUUAUUAGUUACCCCUUUUAAACUGUGUAAAUUUUAAUUUGUUCCUUAUUAAAUUUAAUUUUUUUUUUAAAAAUUUUAAAGAUCUCUAUUUUAUUAGAUUAUUAAUUUUUUAAGCCUAGAUUGAUGACUAAAUCACUUCGGAUAGUUGAUUUCGAAGCUUUCUGUCGUCUCAAAGUUCCCUGAAAGCAACUUCAUUAGGUGCAUCUUCCAAGCUUUUUUUAUUUUUAUAUAUAUAAAAGUUGCAUGAUAUGAAAAUCGCUCGAUCAAGGAUGGGGGUUAAUUUCCCCCCGAUUUUUUAGGAAUUUUUACAGUCAAUCGUUCGAUCAAGGAUGGGGGGGAGUAAGUUAAGUUAAGUUUCACCGUUCUUGCAUUUAGCUACGUUAUCUUUGAGUUUUUGGAAAGCGUCACGUGGUAAGUUCUUAGCGUUGUGGAUCAGUCCUUUCAAAGCUCCUGCUACUUUAUUUCCGCCACCAAUGAUUCUUGACAAUGCAUCUUUUUCAGUCCUAAUUGGGACUUUAGCAAGUGCAUUUGUGAGCUUAGCGGAUUUGAGGUUGUCAAGGACUUGACCAUUCUUGCAUUUGUUUGCAUGGUCUCUGAGUUUUUUAAGUGCGUCACGAGGUACUUUCUUAGCGUUGUCUAUGAGCUGUCUGAGGACUCCUGAAACUUUGUCACCUCCACCAAUUAUUCUGGCAAAAGCAUCUUUUUCAGUCCUAAUUGGUAUCUUUGCAAGUAAGUUCGCGAGCUUACUUCCUACUUAGAUAUUCAAUUUUUAUUUAUUUUUAAAAACGAGCAUAUAUAUUGAGGUUUAUAUUAAAAAAUGAAUUUUUCUAUAAUAAUUUCUAUAUAGAUUAAAAAGAAUUUAUAUAUAUGGGGAUAAGCAUUAUCAUUUUUUUUUUUCUCAUAGACGGGUUAGCAGAUUUUAAGUUAUCAAGGACUUGCCCAUUCUUGCAUUUGUUUGCGUGAUCCUUAAGCUUUCUAAGUGCAUCGCGAGGUACUUUUUUAGCGUUGUCGAUCAAUCCUCUAAGAACUCCAGCAACUUUAUCUCCUCCUCCGACCAAUCUGACUAAUGCAUCUUUUUCUGUUCUAACAGGAACUUUAUCAAGGGCAUUUUUAAGUUUAGCAGCUUUGAGGUUAUCAAGUAUCUUGCCAUUCUUGCAAUUGCUUGCAUGGUCUUUGAGUUUUCUAAGUGCGUCACGAGGUACUUUCUUUGCAUUGUCGAUUAAUGCUCUAACCUUUCUCCUUUAUAAAAUGCAAAUCCUGAAAUUUUUAAUUUAAUAUAAAAAAUUUCUAAAAUAAAAAAAAAUCAUUUUAUUAUUCCCAUAUCACAUAAUAUUUCGCUAUUAAAGACAAUGAAGUAAGAGCUCCUGCAACUUUAUCUCCUCCACCUACAAUUCUUGCCAAAGCGUCUUUUUCAGUCCUGAUUGGUACUUUUUCAAGUGCAUUCUGCAAUUUGGUAGCUUUGACUUGGUCCAAUAUUUCUCCUUUUUUGACUGCAUCAACAAAGUUCUUCCACAUCCUUACUGCAUCUCUUGGUUUCUUUUCCAGUGCAUCUUUCAAGUUAUUCAAUGGCUGUUUGACCUUUUCUAAUGGGUCUCUGACAAUGUCUUUGAAUGCUUGAGCAAGUCUGUUUUGGAUUGGUCCUUUCAGUAUAGCUUUUUCUAGAUUUGAAGCUCUGGCUUUACCACUUCUGACGGCUUCACGCUUAAGAUUCUUCUUGAUAGCUUUUUUCUCGCCUUGGAGUUUUUUUAAAAUAUACAUUAAAAUGGCGUGGUGAGCCAGCCUGCCCUCUUAACUCCUGCAGCCAGAAGGGAGGACAGCAUUCGGAAAUGUGUGCCUGGUCAGGCUUUACUUGGCUUGGUGGAGCAAAGUGUCGGACUGAGUUGACCCCAUGCCCACAUCCAGCUCAAUGUUUUACCCCAUGGAGAGAUAGUCGCUAGAGUUGGAAAGGGGACGCCUAGAAAGACCAGAGGGUGUCACUUGGCUAUCAGCUAAUCUAAACGCGAUACCAGGCGUUGCGUCUUGGCUGGUCGAAAACCCAACCAGAAAAUUCGUUUUUUCGAAUUUUCUGGAAGACAAACCCAGUUGAUGCAAGGCAUGGUUUCCCAGCAUCUCUACUAAGUAAUUUAAGUUUUAAUUUAAGGAGUUUUUUGACUUUAUCUUUAUUUAUGUUGUCUUUCCAUAAGUGCAAAGCAUCUUUCAUGUCGUUUUCUAAGCCUUUGACUAAGUUGGUCAGGUAUGGCUUCAUGUCGAACUUGGUGCCAAUGAUUCUUUUGUAUGCAGCUUGAAGUCGUGAGCGAGCGGGAUUAAGUAAAGCAUUAGCUAGUUUGCUAUUCUUUAAAGCAUUUUUGUCGAGUUUUUCUUUGAGUUGAUGCUGAGAAACAAUGGCUUCAUAG